Molecule: messenger RNA, 666 nt
Organism: Acanthosepion pharaonis
Lineage: Eukaryota; Metazoa; Mollusca; Cephalopoda; Sepiida; Sepiidae
Source: the annotation of a GenBank genome assembly
AUGCUUUUUUAUAUUCUUCAUGAUUUUUCUUUUUUCUUCACAAUCAUUUCUUUUUCUUCUCCAUAUUCUUUCCCUUCUCAUUUCUUCUUAAAAUCAUAUCUAUCAGAGUCAGUGCAUGUUCCUAUCUAUCUAUCUAUCUAUCUAUCUAUCUAUCUAUCUAUCUAUCUAUCUAUCACAUUCUUUUCAAUAUCUAUCUCUCUAUUACAUUUAUCUAUCUAUCUAUCUAUCUAUCUAUUCUAUUCCAUUCAAUAUUUAUGUCUAUAUCUAUCAAUGACAUUCUGUUUAAUAUCUAUCUAUCAAUCACAUUUUGUUCAGUAUCUAUCUAUCAAUCACAUUAUGUUCAAUAUCUAUCUAUCUAUCUAUCUAUCACAUUGUUCAAUAUCUAUCUAUCUAUCUAUCUAUCUAUCUAUCUAUCUAUCUAUCAUAUUCUGUUCAAUAUGUAUCUAUCUAUCAAUCACAUUCUGUUCAAUAUCUAUCUAUCUAUCCAUCACAUUAUGUUCAAUAUCUAUCAAUCACAUUAUGUUCAAUAUCUAUCUAUCUAUCAAUCACAUUAUGUUCAAUAUCUAUCAAUCACAUUAUGUUCAAUAUCUAUCUAUCUAUCUAUCUAUCUAUCUAUCUAUCUAUCUGUUUUGUGCAUUACAAAGCAACACACACUGUUUUUUUUAA